This is a messenger RNA of Xiphophorus hellerii (green swordtail), 6007 nucleotides long. It is a transcript of the gene strn4, whose product is annotated as striatin, calmodulin binding protein 4. Gene Ontology annotation, molecular function: armadillo repeat domain binding; calmodulin binding; protein phosphatase 2A binding. The transcript has 18 exons. NCBI's taxonomy places the organism in Eukaryota, Metazoa, Chordata, Actinopteri, Cyprinodontiformes, Poeciliidae. Gene Ontology annotation, cellular component: dendrite. Bases 166 to 2484 code for a protein of 772 amino acids. The record is from RefSeq and is a predicted model, not a curated record.
GGGUCUAUUCGACUCACUGUCGUUUGAGAAAGGGAAGAAUAGAGGGCAGCUUGUGGAGAACAGCUGGGUUUGGUAAAGGGUUCGGGGUAGUGUUUUGGAAAUUAUUUUGUUUAUACAGCCUGCUUGUUUCCAAAUAAUUAUCCUGGCGAAAGGUUGAACGGUGAAAUGGAGGCGGACAGAUCCGGCGGAGGACUAAACCCGAACUCCGGAGGCGGUGGCGGCGGAGGCAGUGGUACUAGCGGAGCGGGGCGCAACCCUAACGGGCCCAAAGCAGGACCGGGCCAGACGACAUCGGGUGCCGGAGUCGGGCCAAUGGCAGCGGCAGCCGGGGCCAUCCCCGGGUCGUUCCUACCUCGAGAGGCGCAGGACGGGGACUCGGGUAUGACGCUUCCCGGGAUCCUGCACUUCAUCCAGUACGAGUGGGGACGCUUCCAGGCCGAGAAAUACCGCUGGGAGGCUGAGAGGGACGAACUCAGGGCUCAGGUGGCAUUCCUGCAGGGUGAAAGAAAAGGCCAGGAGAACAUGAAACAAGACCUAGUGAGGCGGAUCAAAAUGUUGGAGUACGCCCUCAAACAAGAAAGGGCUAAGCACCAGAAGCUGAAAUCUGGAAAUGACCAGAGUCCUGGAGACAAGAAGCCUGAGAUGGAGGCAGAUCAGCUUCCCAAUGGACCAGCUGAGGCCGACUCUGAGCCACCCAAUCAAAUGUCAUGGAAAGAGGGUCGUCAACUACUACGCAAGUACCUUGAGGAAGUCGGCUAUUCAGACACCAUCCUGGACAUGCGCUCUAAACGCGUGCGGUCCCUGCUGGGGCGGAGCAGCCCGGAGGCCAACGGGCCCCCAUCGAGCGACAGCUGUCCGGAACCAGAACCCCGAGCGGCUGGAGACUCAUUGUUGGUCAGACAAAUAGAAGAACAAAUUAAAAAGAAUGCAGGCAAAGAAAGCUCCAAGGAGAGCAUCGGCAGCUCGGUGCUCGACAAGAUCCCCUUCCUUCCCGGUUGCGAGGAUGACGAUGAAGAAGACAGUGACGAGGAAGAUGACUUCCAAGGCAUGACCACUGAUUGCAUCGACGGUCCACGCAAAAUCAAAAAGCCCCGUGUAAAGAUAAGUUCAGAGCCCAUGACUACAGAUCUGGACCCGGAGGAUGAGGAGGACGAGGACGACUCAGAAGACGCCCUGAAUGAAUUUGACUUUCUGGGCUCGGGGGAGGAUGGGGAGGGGGCGGGAGAGGCCCGGAUCUCGGGCGAUGGACGGGAGAUAGAAAACCGCAGAAACAAGCUGCAAGGCAUGAUGUCGGACUUCCCACCUAAACCUUCUCCGCCCCCAUCUGUAUCGGGACAGGCUCGCUCCGGGGAAGGUGGUGCCCUGGGAUUCUCCUCUGAUGUCUUUAUUAUGGACGCUGUUGGAGGAGGCGACAUGAACCUGGGUGAACUGGCGGAUCUCACCGUCGCCAACGACAAUGAACUCUCCAUCGAUAUGCAGGACAACAGAGAGGAGUUCAAGAAGACCUGGAAUCCUCGUUUCACGCUGCGCAGCCACUUUGACGCCAUCCGGGCGUUGACGUUCCACCCCAGCCAAGCAGUGCUGCUCACGGCGUCUGAGGACGGCACGUUAAAGCUGUGGAACCUCAACAAGGCCAUGCACUCAAAAAAGAAUGCAGCUUUGGACGUUGAGCCCAUCUACACCUUCAGGGCACACAGUGGAGCGGUGCUGUCGCUGACCAUGAGUGAGGACGGAGAGUCCUGCUACAGCGGAGGUUUGGAUGGAAGCGUCAGAUGUUGGAAGAUGCCCGACCUCAACGUAGAUCCUUAUGAUAACUACGAUCCUGGCAUUCAGAGCAGCGUGCUGGACGGCCACGAGGACAGCGUUUGGGGUCUAACGUACUCGUCGGUUCACCAUCGUCUCGCUUCCUGCUCAGCUGAUGGCACGAUUCGCCUCUGGGACCCUCAGAACUCAUCUCCCUGCAUGUCCGUCUUCAACAAGGAGAGAGAGCACGGAACCCCGACUUCUGUGGCCUUUGUGACCACUGACCCCAACCAGGUGGUGGUGUCGUUCGACAGCGGAGAGACGCUGCUCUAUGACCUCAACACGGAGCACAGCAUCACCGCGCUAGAGACGCAAACGAAAGAUGGCAGUGAACUAAUCAAUCGCGUCGUCAGUCACCCAAAUGAACCCGUUUCCAUUACUGCACAUGAGAACCGCACCAUCCGCUUCAUGGACAACAAGACUGGUAAAGUUGUCCACUCCAUGGUGGCUCACUUGGAUGCUGUCACAUGCCUCACUACAGACCCUAAAGGCACUUACCUCAUCUCUGGAAGCCACGACUGCUCGGUGCGUCUGUGGAUGCUGGACAACAGGACGUGCGUGCAGGAAAUCACCGCCCACAGGAAGAAGCACGACGAGGCCAUUCACGACGUGGCCUUCCACCCUUCUCAGCCCUUCAUCGCCAGCGCUGGCGCAGACGCACUUGCCAAGAUUUUUGUGUGAAUCCACUGUUGCCAUUUUGCGUCCUGCAACCACAACUAGGCAAAAAAAGAUGAUGAAGAUGACAGCGGACAAAUUUCUCUCUCUCUCUUUUCUUCUCUCUUUCUCUCUCUAUCUUUAUCACACACACGCAAACACACCCAACUGUCCUGCAGCCCACUGGCUGGGUCAUCACCACAGGACAUCAACCCCCUGAUCCCUCUUCUACCCCUCAAAGUUCUCUGAUGCCUCAGUGACUUCUUGUAAUACUAAUCAUAUCUUGUACUGCUUUUUUACAACUUAAAAAGUUAUGGCUGCUCUGUUUUCAAAUAAUCAUAUUUAAAAAAACACACACACUUUUCUACACUACACUCUCCAGCUUGUUUUCGCCCUCUCUCCAUUCUGCCUGUGUUUGUUAAGACGCACCUUGUGUAUAUGUUUAUGCACUCUCGCUGCUGACACACUACCCAUACUUCACUAACAGGUUUGCACCGUCGCCUGUCCUUUCUGAUCUUCAGUUUGAAUUUAUGAGGAAAGUGUUUCUGGCAGACAAACAAUAGGGUUGCUGCCAGGGCUCACAAGAAACACCCGAUCCAGGCUCUGCUUUGGAAAUUAUCUCACAUUCCAAAGGAUCCAUGUAGGUUGUGUUUGUUCGGUUCCACAUUUUGGAUAGGAGAAAGUUUUACCUCGGUUGUGUGUAAUAUCAGGAGACACUAAGCAGUAAACAAAUAGCUUUACUUUUAAAUAUCUUAUCACUUCAUCUCGUUUCAUUCCUCCGUGUGGCGUCCCGUGGUUCUGCGUCUUCUCCUGUGGGUUGCUGUUUAAAGGCAAAAAAACGCCCCUGAAACAACAGAUUCCCACAGUCAUGAUCCAUUUCAAACUGAUGCUCUCGUACUACAUUACACGGCUGAAGAUAGAGAUUAUAGGACCCCAGCUGAAAUCAGUAGGCUGUAAAGGUGUGAGCCUGGCCUUCGCGCUCUAGGCAAAUGGCACAGAUGCUGCCAUUUGGUGCUUUUUACUGUACAGUGGAGUGUGUGCGCGUGCAUUGUGUGUUUGUAAAUGCACUAUUUAAACCAUGGUGCUACAAAAAGACCUCAUUAGUCUUGAGUCGGAAUCAGGGACCUGUUUAUUGUCUUUCAGUGUGAUUGUUGGCACUUUUUAAUCUGUUUUGGUUGUGUCAUUUCAUUAGCCGUGGCUGCGUUUCAGAAUUAGCAGUCACUGUUAAUGUUUUGAUUGAGGAAUGUGAAGAGUUUUGAUUGUUUCAGGCCUGAUUGAUGUGCAGGUCUGAUCCUGAGAAGGUCAUUUUGAGCUUUCAGAAGAGCUUCAUGAAGGCGGUGCCAGUUUCUGGGGGGGGGGGGGGUUAUGGGUUGUUUUGUUGCUGGUUUUUAAUAUUUUAGAAACACCAGAACUCAUUCAGCUUUCUGUUGAAGGUGAAAAUAUGGGUUCCUUCUUGCUCCAGAGGCAUCCUAGGGAAAAUGUUGACUUCUGGUUAGAAGUUUGCAAACACUCAGCAAAAUUAUCAUUUACUUUUGUGAGCGUUUAAUGCUUUUUUAACCUUACUUUUUUAGGAUAACAAAAAAAAAACAGGUUUGGGGGCACAAGUUUGCAUUUAUUGUGGAUUUUUUCUUUUAACCACACAUGAUCAAAACAACACAGAUAGACUCAAAAACUAAAGUAUUGGUAAUUGUCCCUUAAUAAAUAAUACUUUUACCACAAGCAUUAUGCAGUCUAUUUCGACUGGACAUUUGACUGGACUGCAUGUCAGUUGGUUGGUUUCCUGCCAUAGACUUGGAUUUUAAGCAUAUCUUAUAUAUUUUCAAUACUGUUGAGAUGAGGGCCUUUUCAGAAAUUUAAUAUUUGCCAGGGUUGAAAAAAAAUAUUGUGGAGUUUCAGAAAAGCCACAAUGAAUUUAAAUUUGUGUUCCUAUUUUCUCCUUUCUAAUUCAUUGAAGUUUUAUCUUGUAUUAUGGGUUAGCCCAAGUAAAGAAUGGCUGAAAUAAGUCAUUAAAAGUUCAGCACAAAUAUGCUGAUACGUGUAAAACUCUGAACUAAACGUUCUUCUUGGGAAAAAGUAUUGAUGUAAAAAAAAGUGUGGGUGUUAUUUGACGCUGGUGACACCUGGUAUGUUUCGGUGACUUGUUGUUUUGAACGUAACCCAGCGAUCCCCUGGGUUUAAGCAGUUCCUCUGAAACUCCGCACAUCUGUCUCUUCCUUCGCUGCGUUUAUACAAAUCUCUGCAAAUCGUCAUCUGGUUCUGAAUGUGCACAAUCUGUCGGCAUACGACAAUGUUUUCGGUGUGAGAAGCUGCAACGCGUCAGGUUCAAACUAGCUAAACUAAGAUGUUGAUAAACGAGGAGGAGAUGGAGAACACAUGCACUAAAAUAGAUUUGUAAAAUCAUUGCUGGGUCUUUCACGACAUUUAGAUAAUCCAGGUAUCUUGCGGAUUAUCUAACAUCCGGUAAAUAAAGUCCUCUAGAUUAGAUAUGGAUUUCUAAAAACAAACACAUUUAUCAGGUUUAGGUGAAAUUUGCCUUUUCCCAAGCAGCCCUCAGUUCAAGACCCCUAAGACUUGAUAUACAGGGUCACAAAUAGUUUUUUUUCUUUUGCAAUGCUAGAAUUAUCUGUAUAUUUUUUGUCCAAACAGGGUGUUGUAUAAAUGUGUGAGAUUAGACAACAUGUCACUGCUGUUAGUUUGACAUAAAUCUGAAAAAACAAAGAAAAAAAAAAAAGAUAUGCCCCACAGCAGGUCAUAAUGUUCUGUUCCUAUACUUAACUACUAUUUACUUCCACCUUGCACUACAUCUGAAAGUGAAUGAAAAGUUAGUUUAGAAAUGAGCCGAUGGGGGUGCAGGAAGGUUUUGCAGGUGGCUUCGUCGCCUGAAUCGAAACCUCCGUCCCCGAGUUGUUCCCUCUCUCCUCUGAGGGGAGUGAAGACAAAUCAGUGUCGCAUUUAGAAAAGAAACCGGAAACAGGCUGUAGAUGAUGAGUAGAUUCACCAUUAUGUGCUGUAAAUGUCGAUCAUUUCGUUGUUUUUCUUUAUUGCAUUUCAUUAAAAAAAAAAAAAUGAAUAUGAUUCUUAAGAUUUAAAAAUACUGUAGUAUCAGAAGAGAGUCGUUUUUUUUCCUUGCUACACAUAGAACAUACUUGUGAAUGAUGAGGAUGAUGUAAAACUUGUUAAAAAAAAGGAAGAAAAAAAAGGCAAAACGGUUAAAAAGCAAAAGAAAAAUGCUGAAAAUAUGUUGGGAGGUGGGAGGAAAUAAUCUGUUACCAGUCAGAGGCCAAGAUAAAGGACUCUCAUUUCUUUGUGUUUUUAUUUUUUUAUUAGCAACUUAUCACUGUGUGAUAUUUUGUACAUCAUAUAAAGCUGUAUUCCAACAAUUUCCUCUAACUACAAGGGAUAAGAGACCUGCUUUUUAUUGAUUUUGUCUUAUAUAUUUUUGAACUGCAUUCUGGCUUGUAUCAAAUGACUCUUUUUGUUUACAGGGGUCGCCUGUUGUAUGUCAUUAAGGAAGAAAAGAUGAAAAAUUAAAAUUUUGUACAGUGAAAUA